This is a messenger RNA of Rattus rattus (black rat), 1066 nucleotides long. Its product is annotated as alkylglycerol monooxygenase-like. Gene Ontology annotation, cellular component: endoplasmic reticulum. The coding region runs from base 338 to 838 and encodes 166 amino acids. The record is from RefSeq and is a predicted model, not a curated record. The transcript has 3 exons. NCBI's taxonomy places the organism in Eukaryota, Metazoa, Chordata, Mammalia, Rodentia, Muridae.
GGCACAGUUACAUACGCUUUUUUUUUUUUAAAUUUCUCUUUUUAGUUGUUUACAAGUUGCUUAAGCAAUAGGCAAACUGCAUUGCUUGCUUGUUUCUUGGAGUCUUCUUUGCUCCUCCCUACUUUCUGCUUCCUGGGGAGUCACCCACUGAACCCUGAACCGAUUCUUGCUGCUAGUGUUCUGUGCUUUUGCACACGAACUCCGCUGUUGGCUGAGGUCUCUGUGGGUCUUUGUUCUCAACUCUGACAAGGCUCGCUCUGUGCUACACAGUUUCUUUUCUUGCACUUCUGCCACAGAACCACAAAUAUCUCCAGCUGGGAAUCAGACAGGGACAGAAAUGAGGAACCCAGGAGCCCAAGACAAUGUUUCAGUUUCCCAGGGUAUGCGAGCGAUGUUUUACAUGAUGAAGCCCAGUGAAACUGCCUUCCAAACAGUUGAAGAGGUGCCUGAUUACGUUAAAAAGGCAACUCCAUUUUUCAUCUUCUUGAUUCUGCUUGAACUAGUCAUCAGCUGGAUUCUCAAGGGAAAACCAUCAGGUCGUUUGGAUGAUGUUCUCACAUCUAUGUCAGCUGGUGUUGUAUCUCGGCUUCCAAACCUGUUCUUUAGGAGCCUUGAGGUGACCAGCUACAUUUAUAUCUGGGAGAACUACAGAGUUUUUGAGUUGCCUUGGGAUUCUCCAUGGACGUGGUAUUUAACCUUCCUAGGAGUUGACUUUGGUUACUACUGGUUCCACCGCAUGGCACACGGUGAGUUACAGAUGAUGCAUUUUGUCAGUGAUGAUGAAAUGUGUUUAGUACGUAAGAAGCACUUGAUAAAUAUUUACAAAAUGAAUAAAUAAGUCAAUAAAGUAAUACAUCUUAGAUCUUGUAAAGGUUGUUAAUGAAGAUUUACUUUGAGAUUUCAGCACAAAAUGAAACCAUUACAAAAUAAAAUUAUUGCAGAUACAUUUUCCUCAUGAUUGUAAUUGCAUUACCUUUAGAAAAAUGAUAGCUUUGGCAUUAGUUUUUAAUGUAUUUCCAUCUAUUGUUAAACUGUAGGCAAUUACAUAUAAUAUCAAACUUCACAU